Messenger RNA from Nicotiana attenuata, 1910 nucleotides. RefSeq lists its product as uncharacterized. The record is from RefSeq and is a predicted model, not a curated record. The transcript has 4 exons. Lineage: Eukaryota; Viridiplantae; Streptophyta; Magnoliopsida; Solanales; Solanaceae. The annotation marks the transcript as partial.
AUGCCAGUUGUUGUAGAAUCAACAUCAGAGAAAGCCAAGGAGCCAGAGAAGCCAGCUGGAGAGGCGGUGGCUGAGCAAUCCCCACAAUUGGUUGCAAGGACACCACCUCCAUUCCCUCAAAGACUGCAGAAAUUACAAGAUAAUGCCACAUAUAAAAAGUUUCUUGAUAUCUUGAAGCAGGCACAAAUAAAUAUUCCAUUGGUUGACAUCUUACAAGAAGUACCCAAAUAUGCAAAGUACAUCAAGGACAUUGUGGCGAAUAAAAGGAGGCUGACCGAGUUCGAGACUGUGGCACUCACCGAGGAGUGCAGUUCCAGAAUUCAAGGCAAGUUACCUCAGAAAUUGAAGGAUCCAGGUAGUUUCACUAUCCAAAUCACGAUUGGUAAACAUGCUGUUGGGCGAGCUCUAUGUGACCUUGGAGCAAACAUCAAUUUGAUGCCGCUAUCUAUAUUCAGACAGUUGGGGUUGGGUGAACCACGCCCAACAACAGUUAUCUUACAGUUAGCUGACCGCUCCCUUGCCCAUCCUGAGGGAGUGAGUGAAGAUGUGCUAGUUCAAGUAGGGUCUUUCAUAUUCCCAGCUGAUUUCAUCAUCCUGGAUUACGAGCCUGAUCAGGAAGUCCCAUUUAUUUUGGGGCGCCCAUUCUUAGCCACGGGCCAAGCUAUUAUUGAUGUUUGUGAAGGAAAGAUGACGAUGAGAGUGGGUGACCGAGUGGAGGUCUUCAAUGUUUAUAGAGCACUCAAGUUACCAGCCCAUUAUGAAGAGUUAUCCAUGAUCUUUGUGGUGGAAGGUGAUGCCACAUCGUUAGUACCCUAUAUGAGCCCUGCAGAUCCUGUUGAACGAGUAUUGAUUGGGGACGUAGAAAAUAGUGAAGAUGAAAGGAUGGGAGAAAUUGAGCAAGUGUUGGAUAUGUCAUGCAGUUAUGUACAUGGGGUUAGAAAAUUUGAAGAGCUGGACAGGCCUGUCACUCUGACCCUCCCCAGGCCAUCUAUUGAAGAAGCUCCGAAGCUAGAACUCAAGCCACUUCCAGCGCAUCUGCGCUAUGCUUAUUUGGGGAACUCAGAGACACUGCCCGUGAUUAUUUCAUCCAGCUUGACCAGCACUCAAGAAGAAAAAUUGCUCAGAGUCCUCCGCGAGCAUAAAAAGGCCAUUGGGUGGACUACAGCUGACAUCAAGGGCAUUAGUCCAUCAUUUUGCAUGCAUAAAAUCUUUCUAGAGGAUGGAUACCGCCCCAGUGUAGAACAACAAAGGAGAUUAAAUCCCAUUAUGAAAGAGGUGGUGAAAAAGGAAGGAGGAAUGACUGUAGUUGAGAACGAGAAGAAUGAGCUAAUCCCCACUCGCACUGUUACGGGCUGGAGAGUCUGCAUUGAUUAUAGAAGGCUCAAUAAGGCAACUCGCAAGGAUCACUUCCCACUCCCAUUCAUCGAUCAAAUGCUAGACAGGCUGCUUGAAAAAGAUGUCACUUUCAAUUUUGAUGAUGCUUGCCUCAACGCAUUUGAGGAACUUAAAAAGAAGUUGGUGACUGCUCCCAUUAUUGUGGCACCUGAUUGUAAGACUCUUGAUGAUGCACAACUGAAUUACACCACCACUGAGAAGGAGUUGUUAGCCGUUGUGUGGGCCUUUGAGAAAUUCCGGGCAUACUUGGUGGGAACGAAAGUCAUAGUCCAUACGGAUCAUGCAGCGAUCAGGUACUUGUUUACAAAAAAGGAAUCCAAAGCUCGUUUGAUGCGCUGGGUUUUGUUGCUGCAGGAAUUUGAUGUAGAAAUACGAGAUCGAAAGGGGACAGAAAACCAAGUAGCUGACCAUCUAUCAAGGUUGGAAAAUCACGAUCACAUGGAGGAGGGUGGCCAAAUUAAAGAGGUGUUUCCUGAUGAACAACUUUUUGCUAUAACCCAAGACCCUCCCCCAUG